Messenger RNA from Aspergillus steynii IBT 23096, 1257 nucleotides. RefSeq names its product putative ethanolamine kinase. Gene Ontology annotation, molecular function: ethanolamine kinase activity; choline kinase activity. Gene Ontology annotation, cellular component: cytoplasm. The transcript has 5 exons. The record is from RefSeq and is a predicted model, not a curated record. The coding region runs from base 1 to 1257 and encodes 418 amino acids. Lineage: Eukaryota; Fungi; Ascomycota; Eurotiomycetes; Eurotiales; Aspergillaceae. Gene Ontology annotation, biological process: phosphatidylcholine biosynthetic process; phosphatidylethanolamine biosynthetic process.
AUGGGUUCGACAAACGGAUCGUGCGACUCAUCGCUGCGCUACAUUGCGCAAUCCUACAACCAUGCCGAUUCGCAAGCUUCUGCCAUGCGGCUCAUCCUCACGCUGAACCCCCACUGGGGAGGCCCCGACAACAAGAUCGAGUUCGUGCGAUUCACGGACGGUAUCACCAACACACUCCUGAAAAUCAUCAAUCGCAAGCCCGGCUUGAGCGAUGAACAAAUAGACCACGAAGCAGUAUUGAUGAGAGCGUACGGUAACCAUACAGAGAUCAUCAUAGACCGUGAAAGAGAAACGAAGUCCCACGCGCUUCUGGCCAGCUAUGGUCUAGCCCCUAGUCUUCUGGCUCGCUUCCAGAACGGUUUGCUGUAUCGGUUCAUUCGGGGUCGUCCGGCGACUCAUGAGGAUCUGGUGAAGCCUUCCAUCUGGCGAGGCGUUGCUCGGAGAUUGGCACAGUGGCAUGCCGUCCUCCCGAUAUCUGAAGCUGCUAGUGCUACCAACGGGUCUGCGGAUGACCACAUGCCCAUCAUGCACCGAGUAGAUGUGGAGCAGCAGUCGAAGAAGGACGAUAUCAUCCCAAUCACUCCGAGACAGCCGCCCCCGAACACGUGGUCCGUUCUCCAGAAAUGGAUCCGGGCUCUUCCCACGACGACAGAUGAGCAACGGCAGCGGAGACUUAGUCUGCAGAAGGAGCUGCAACGGGUUGUCAAGGAAUUCGACGACGGCAAGGGUCUGGGUGAAAACGGGCUGGUGUUUGCCCACUGCGACCUUCUCUGCGCCAACGUCAUCGCCGCGCCGUCGAAAGAGCCUUCGUCCGACGAGGCGACAACCGUACACUUUAUUGAUUACGAAUAUGCCACGCCAUCGCCAGCUGCCUUUGACAUUGCCAAUCACUUCGCCGAAUGGGCUGGCUAUGACUGCGACUACAACAUGAUGCCGACACAGUCGAUGCGACGACAAUUCUUGACGGAAUACGUGAAAAGCUACAGCCACCACCGAGGACUGCCGGAGUCCUCUCAACCGGACAUUGUCGAUCAGCUGUACAGAGAUGUCGAUCGAUACCGCGGUAUCCCAGGGCUCUACUGGGGCAUCUGGGCUCUCAUUCAGGCACAAAUCUCCCAAAUCGACUUCGACUACGCCUCGUACGCCGAAUUGCGUCUCGGAGAAUACUACGCCUGGCGCCGCGAAGCGGAGGGGACUCGCGCGGACGCCGGCGAGGAAAUGCCUCUUCGCGAGCGACGCUGGGCCCAAGAAGCCUAA